AUGUCCAAUACCAAUAGCAAGACAAUAUUAUCUGCUGUGGCCUCUCUUGCAGCCUCGGCUAUGCUGAUGCGAAGCAUCGCCAAUGAAUUCAUUCCUCAUCAAGUCAUAGACUUUUUUCAUUCAGGAAUUCACAAUCUUUCUCGUCAAUUCUCUACCCAACUCACUAUUGUCAUUGAAGAAUUUCAAGGGAUGUCCAAAAACCAAGUUUUUGAGGCUGCAGAAGCCUUUCUAGGAAAUAAAGCCACUCUCUCAGCACACAGGGUUAAAGCAAGCAAAUCAGAGAAUGAUAAAAAGUUAUCAUUUGGUGUAGAUAGAGAUGAAGAAGUGAAUGAUGAAUUUGAAGGCGUAAAAGUAAGGUGGAAAUUUAUAUGCAUACAUACUGAGUCUUCUAGUAAUAGUCAUCAUGAUAUGAAUGCUUCUUUAAGGUCAGAAAUAAGGUACUAUGAGCUAAGCUUUCACAAGAAACACAAGGAGAAAAUCUUCACUUCAUAUUUGCCAUAUAUUUUGGAGAGAGCCAAGGCUAUCAAAGAAGAGAACAUGGCAGUGAAGCUUCACACGAUUGAUUAUGGAUGUUAUUGGGAUCAAAAUGGUGUCAAAUUUGAUCAUCCCAUGACUUUCAAAACUCUUGCAAUUGAUGGAGAGCUUAAGAGGGAAGUGGUGAAUGACUUAGACAAGUUUGUGAAGGGAAAAGAGUUCUAUAAAAGAACUGGCAAAACUUGGAAACGUGGUUACCUUUUGUAUGGUCCUCCUGGCACUGGCAAGUCUAGUCUUAUUGCUGCUAUGGCAUGUCAUCUCAACUAUGAUAUAUAUGACUUGGAUCUUACGGUUAUCAAUGACAAUAAUGAAUUAAAGAAAUUGAUCCUUGGCAUGUCCAACCGUUCUAUACUUGUGAUUGAGGAUAUUGACUGUAGUAUAAAGCUUCAGAACCGAGAAGAAGCUGAGGAUGCAUCUCAAAAUGGAGACAAUAAGGUGACACUUUCAGGACUUCUGAACGUUAUAGAUGGUCUUUGGUCAUGCUGUGGGGAGGAACGCAUCAUUAUUUUUACAACCAAUCACAAAGAAAGACUUGAUCCAGCUCUGCUAAGGCCUGGCCGAAUGGACAUGCAUGUUCACUUGUCAUACUGCAACUUUUCUGCUUUUGAGCAAUUGGCCUUCAAUUACCUUGGAAUUUCUCAACACAAACUCUUUGAACAGAUUGAAGGGCUUCUAAAUGAAGUUCAAGUGACUCCAGCUGAAAUUGCAGGAGAGCUAAUAAAGGUUGCUGAUGUUGGAGAGUGCUUACAAGACAUUGUCAAAUUCCUCUACAAGAAGAAAAUGUUGCAGGGCAAGACUCAAAUUGAACAGAAUAUAAAGGAAGAUCAUGAAAUAGGAGAAGAAAAGUUAUGA
This is a messenger RNA of Abrus precatorius (Indian licorice), 1386 nucleotides long. RefSeq names its product AAA-ATPase At3g50940-like. The transcript is spliced from 2 exons. NCBI's taxonomy places the organism in Eukaryota, Viridiplantae, Streptophyta, Magnoliopsida, Fabales, Fabaceae. The record is from RefSeq and is a predicted model, not a curated record. Gene Ontology annotation, molecular function: ATP hydrolysis activity; ATP binding. The coding region runs from base 1 to 1386 and encodes 461 amino acids.